This is a messenger RNA of Phytophthora sojae, 1161 nucleotides long. RefSeq lists its product as hypothetical. The transcript has 3 exons. The coding region runs from base 1 to 1161 and encodes 386 amino acids. Lineage: Eukaryota; Oomycota; Peronosporomycetes; Peronosporales; Peronosporaceae. The record is from RefSeq and is a predicted model, not a curated record.
AUGAGCUCGCCGAAGAAGACCGACACUUACCGCGAGCGUCACAAAGCAAAGCGUGAUGCUCUGGCUGCCAAGGCUGCGGCGGGGACAACUCAACCGGAGAUUGUCCUCGAAGGUUCCUCUGUAGUCAACGACGCUGUUGACUACGGGGACGACGACGUGGAGAUGGAAGAGGGCGAGGCCUCUUCUAGCAAGCGCAAGGAGUCUAUCGACAGCAAUAGUCUCGACCCGCAUGCCGGGUCGAGACGCCCUCGUGAAGGAGACGACUCGGACGCUUCAAGCUCGAAGCGUUCGCGCGGCGAGAGCGACACUCCGAUCUCUGCUGCAGGGGCUUUAAACUCCCCGCGUGAAGUGGCGUAUUCAAGCUCUCCGCGCGCUGCCGGAGCAGCGCGCGAUCCGUGGAUGCCGUCUACGUCAGAGAUCGCAGACCGUGUAGGCAACACCGUGCCUCCAAACGAAAUCCCGGUGUACGUAUGCAGCGGUAUCCACGACGAUGCUGUUGCGGAGGAGCAGCACUUUGAUCCCGACCGCGACCUAAACGGGUACACGACAAUUCGUGUACCUGUUUGUCUCAAAGAUCUCCGUGCCAAGUUCCUGGCACGCGAGGAACGCGACAAUCGUGGGACUUCGGGCGCUGCAGGUGACUGCAGCGCUCGCACUACCAACGCGCCGGCAGUGCGUGUUGAGCUUCGUACGCCCUCACCAUUUCCGGAAUGUCCUGCAGCAGGACGUCCCGCGGCUCCCAUGUAUCUUGGUGGGGCCGAAACCCUCUCCAACGAAUACGAUAACGAACGGGUUGCCGGUUCGUUUUCGGGAUACUAUGGUCCACAAUACGCUCAACAAUCCAGCGUGUUGAGCCUCGGGCGUCGCGCAUCGGAAGCGGUGGUGGUGGGAACACGCCCCGGGUAUGGUCAACCUGGGGUUGACCUUGGCCCGACGCUCGAGGAGCGGGUCGCUGCUGUGGAGCAGCAUCAGAGCCGGGUGUUCGCCGCUCUGAAGCAGGAGGGGGCGAUCAUGAGGGCUCAAGUCGCUCAGGGUUCGCAGACCGCGUCGGACAUCUCUGUCGACGUGGGAGGUCGCGUCGCGCGCUUGGCCCAGCGCGUUCACGCGCUGGAGCAGAGGUUCGCUCCCGCUGGGCCUUCCGCUUCGGGCCAGCCGAGCUAG